AUGGGAAAUUCAGGCUCAAGUUCUUCAAAUUUAGAUCAAAAAAGUAGCAACGAUCUUCCUGAGUUUGAAGACUUAGAAGAAAUUUAGCGUUAGAAGUAAUAAGAUUUGCAAAGAAGGGAAAGGUUAGCCAUGCUGGAAAGAUAAUAAUAUGAUGAAGGAUAUUAGUCACCCCAAAAAUAAAAAAAGCCUGAUUUUGAUAGCCUUUGCCCUGAAGAAUAAAUAAGCCAUAUUUUAGAAUAACUUUUAUAAGUAUCUAUUGUAGAAGAAUAGGGAAAUCAAUUCUUUUCGCUUAAGGAAAUAGAAAACGAUUUGAUUGAUCCAAAAUUGAAGAAGCCGCUAUUAAACAAGUAAAAUGUGUAGGAUUUUGUUAUUUAUGAAGUCUUACAGAGCAAAAUUGGAAUAUUUUUUGAAAAUCAUGAAGAAAGAGUGAAAUAUUUAUUUUCAGUCAUUAAAAAAUGUGCUAAUAAUAAAAAUAUUAUUUUACAAAAAAACAAUUUUGCUUAAAGUGAUAGUGAAAAGAAGGUUUAAUAGUAGCAGUUAUUAAUUUCUGCUGAUGACUAUGAUGAAAUUAUAGAAUCAAGCUUUAAUUAUAUGAUUACUUUGCUAACUUAAUAUGAGUCUUUUGAUCUAGAAGGUAUUUAGGAUGAGAAGCAUAAUAACAUCUUUGAUAUCAGUAAUAUAUUAUUAGAUGCAUUUUACAAUAACUUCAAUAGAUAUAGCGCAAUUACUUUUAAUGAAGUUAUGGACAGACUCAGUAAGCAUGAUGAAUUCCAUAAUAUUAUGAAUUCAGUAUUCAAACGUAUUUACAAUAACAUAAGAGAAAAGGGAAGCAUUGAGAAUAUGGACCCUUUUUCUAAUUCAAUUGAUAGAAUGAAAUAACUUUUUACUAAGGAUUACAUUCUUGAUUAUUUUUUAAAUAGUUCUCCUUUAUUCUAUUCUGAAAGUCUUAAGUAUGGUCUUUAUUUAGAAGGCAAUACGAUAUUUGGGCUAAUGCUUUCUCUAACUACUUUCCCUGACUAAUGGGAAAAAUUUAUGGAAGUUUUUAAGUAAGUUAAUUUAAGGUUUAGUAAAGAAGUAUAAAAACUUAUUCAAGAAGAUACUAAAAUUAUAAGAAAAAAAAUUAAUGAAUUUCAUAAGCUCUUCUACUAAUUGCUAAACAUAAUAGCCAAAAAAAGAAAAGAUAGACUCAUAUUUUGGAUUGAAAAAAUUUUAGAUAUGAAUAAGGGUAUUCUCAAGACAUAUCAUUCUCAUGAACAUUGUUCAAGUCCUGGAUUUUUAUACAAUUUCUUAAGGAUACUCCUGCACUUUACUUAAUCCCUAACAUUAGAUUUUAAUACAAUGAAUGAAGUUAUAAACAAUCUUGAUUUAAAUAUCAUUACUGAGCCCACUGGCUUCUAUAAAUUUUUUGAUCACAUUCAAAUUUUUGACAAAGAAAAAUAUGAAAAAGAAAUAUUGAAAAUAUAAAUGUAAAAAAGUGGAGAAGAUUCAUAGCCUAAUUAAUAACCAUAAGAAGGGGAAAAAAAGGGAAUAGUAGGAGAAAAUUAAGAAGAAGAGUAAAAGUAAUCUAAUCAUCCACAAAGCAAAACAUCAUUAAGCUAAGAUUAAACACAAAACAUUUAAUUUAUUUCUCAGAUUUAUCGUUUUGUAAUGGCAGCCAUUCAUUUGAAUCUUCCAUUUUUCAAAACCUUAAAGUCAUUUUAGGAAAAACUACAUUAAGCAAGCCACUUCAACUAGCACAACGUUGUUGAAAUCAAUAAUUUUUUGAUAAAGUAAAAAGAAAAAUUAUCAUAUAAUAUUCUAAUAGAAGAUCCCUAUAUCAACUCUAUGUUAAUUAAAUUCUUUGAACUUUAAGUGUUGUAUUGUUGGAAAUUAAACAAUCAGUAGUAUGAUGAAAAAGGAAUUAUAAACUAGCUCUAGACUGAAUACACUCAAAAAUAUGCUCAAUUACCUUUCUUUUUCAUCGAAGACAUAAAUGAGUUUACAUCUCUUGUCCUUAUCUUAUUUCCUAAAAUUAUUUAAGAAUUUUAGAGCUCAUUCUAGAAAAUCAUAGACUGCUAAAUAAUAAUGAUGGGUAAUAAACAAUGGUGCAAUAACCCACACUUUAGACAAAAGAUUAUAGAGAUUUUUUCAAUGAUUAUUGGCUUCGAUAGAAAUAAUGCACUUAAAGAGUCCUCUCCUUCUUUUUUACUCAACUAAGGAUAAGUUUGUCAAGAGUAUAUGAUACCUGGGCUGUUAAAAGUGUUUAUAGAAAUCGAAAAAUCGACUGAUGGUCAUCAUCACUAACACCAAUUAAAUGAGAAAUUUAUCUUUAGAUACCACUUUUGCAAAAUUUUUACAUACCUCUUAGAAAAUUAAGAAAAGAAAAAAUAAGAUCAAGAAGAAGAAUAGGCAAACAAAAUUGCUUUAAGAGUAAACUAAGAAAUGAAAAUAAACAAAAUUUGUUCAAACUAGCUUAUUAAAAUAUCUCAAUAAAAUAAAAUUAUGUUUUUAGAGUUUGCAAAUCUUUACUUUAAUGAUUUGAUAUUUUUAUUAGAUAUAAUUUCGAAUUAUAUGUGCAAAUUCUUUCACUUUUAAACUUUAAACAGAAAUCAAGUAAACCAUUUUGUUUACCAUUAAAAGGAAAGUGAAGCGAAAUAGAGCUAACAGCAUGUAAAAAAGUAUUAUUAGUAUUUAGCAGCUUACUAUAAGAAUAUAGAAACUCUUUCUCUUUAUAGUGAAGACAUAUUUCUCCAAGAUGAGAUCAAACUCAAACUUACAAAUUUUAUAAACAUUUCUUUUAUGAAAAUAUUAACAUAUCACCAUCUCGAUUAAUUGAAUGAGAAGGCAUAAAAAGAGUUAGGCUUUGACUUAAAAACAGUAGUAUUGUGUAUAGUUAAAUUGUACAUUUAAUACUCCUAAUAUGAUAAAUUCGUUUAAACACUUGUUGAAGAUGAGAGAAUUUUUGACAUAGAAGCCUUUAAGAAAUCUGUUUCAAAGCUAUAAACUCUCAAUAUAUUAUCAGAAAGCAUCUAAAAUGAAUUUAACUCAUUCUAAAGUAGGGUCAUUGAGAUGUAUGAAGAGAAGUAAAGAACUGAGGCACUCCUUUAUGCCGAAGUUCCUGAAAAAUAUUUAGAUCCACUGCUUAAUCAAAUCAUGACUGACCCAGUCAAGCUACCAAAGAGUGAAGUUAUUAUUGAUAGAGUAACUAUUGUAAAGCACCUUCUCAAUGACAAAACUGAUCCUUUUACCAGAGACCAACUUUAAGAAUCUGAUUUGAUUCCAAUGCUAGAGCUAAAAUAAGAAAUAUCAGAAUUUAUUAAUUAGCAAUUAUAAAAAAAUAAAUUGAAAAAGUAAGCUAAAAAUAUUGAGACUGAAGAAUAAAAAGAUAACGAAGAAGCCAUAUCAACUUCUUCCUUUUUAAGUGAAAUGGUUACAAAGGAUGGCAAUGAAGGAUCAGUAACAAACUAAGCAUUUAACUUAAAUGAAAUUAGAAGUGAUAUGGAAUUGUAAAGUAGCAACAAUAUUGGUGACGAUGUUCUAUCAAAUGAUUAACAAAAUGAAUAAUGA
Messenger RNA from Tetrahymena thermophila SB210, 3546 nucleotides. RefSeq names its product ubiquitin elongating factor core protein. Gene Ontology annotation, molecular function: ubiquitin-ubiquitin ligase activity. Gene Ontology annotation, cellular component: nucleus; ubiquitin ligase complex; cytoplasm. The transcript has 4 exons. Lineage: Eukaryota; Ciliophora; Oligohymenophorea; Hymenostomatida; Tetrahymenidae. The record is from RefSeq and is a predicted model, not a curated record. Gene Ontology annotation, biological process: protein polyubiquitination.